Messenger RNA from Protopterus annectens (West African lungfish), 2532 nucleotides. It is a transcript of the gene GOLPH3, whose product is annotated as golgi phosphoprotein 3. The transcript has 4 exons. The record is from RefSeq and is a predicted model, not a curated record. NCBI's taxonomy places the organism in Eukaryota, Metazoa, Chordata, Ceratodontiformes, Protopteridae. Gene Ontology annotation, molecular function: phosphatidylinositol-4-phosphate binding. Gene Ontology annotation, cellular component: cytosol; Golgi cisterna; trans-Golgi network. Gene Ontology annotation, biological process: Golgi to plasma membrane protein transport; retrograde vesicle-mediated transport, Golgi to endoplasmic reticulum; Golgi organization. The coding region runs from base 166 to 1047 and encodes 293 amino acids.
CAUAUUGGAGAGCUUAACUCUGCUGGAUUUGUUAGUUACCGGGAGGGGGGUUUGUCUUACUGUGCAGCUUCUUUGGGGACAAUAGUCCCGCAACUUUAUGUGUCCCCUAGCGUAUACCUUACACCCAUAACAUCUAAGUAGUGUCUCUUGCACAAAACACUAAUUAUGACUUCUGUGAUCCAGCGGAAUUCUGGCCUGGUUCAGAGAAGAACCGAGGCCUCUCGCGGAGCUGCGGCUGCUGAUAAAGACAAGGCACUGGGAGAGGAUGACAAGAGCAGAAAAGAGGAUCAGGAUGAGGACGAGAAGGGAGAUUCUAAAGAGACACGAUUAACCCUGAUGGAAGAGGUGCUAUUACUUGGCUUAAAGGACAGAGAGGGUUACACUUCAUUUUGGAAUGAUUGCAUCUCUUCUGGUUUGCGUGGCUGUAUGUUAAUUGAGCUGGCUCUACGAGGACGGUUGCAGUUAGAGUCUUGUGGAAUGAGAAGGAAGAGUCUGCUAACAAGAAAGGUAAUAUGCAAGUCAGAUGCACCAACGGGUGAUGUUAUGCUUGAUGAGGCUCUCAAGCACAUCAAAGAGACACAACCUCCAGAAACAGUACAAAGCUGGAUUGAGCUAUUAAGUGGUGAGACGUGGAAUCCUCUAAAACUUCAUUAUCAGUUACGUAAUGUGCGUGAACGAUUGGCUAAAAAUCUGGUGGAAAAGGGUAUACUGACAACAGAGAAGCAGAACUUCCUACUGUUUGAUAUGACCACACAUCCCCUUACUAAUAAUAAUAUAAAGCAACGCCUUAUCAAAAAAGUACAAGAAGCAGUGCUGGAUAAGUGGGUCAAUGACCCUCAUCGUAUGGACAAACGCUUACUGGCUCUUAUUUACUUAGCUCAUGCCUCUGAUGUCCUUGAGAACGCUUUUGCCCCACUUCUAGAUGAGCAGUAUGACUUGGCUAUGAAAAGAGUAAGACAGCUGCUGGACUUGGACCCUGAAGCUGAAAGUAUGAAGGCCAACACAAAUGAGCUCCUCUGGGCUGUUGUAGCAGCUUUUACUAAAUAACUAAAUGAACUAACAAAUUUGUCUGUCUUUUGUUCUUUCCUAUCGAUCCUUAUGUUUCCCUUUCAAAAACGGUUUUCUUAAUCUUUGUUCUGUAGUUUUUUCCCUUCCAUUGGUGAGAUGAGAAGCUGUUUAUUGAUAAAAUUUGUCUACAGGAUUUUGGUGGCACUAAACUUACACAUACCGUAAAUUAAAAAAAAAAAAAAAGAAAUGUGCUCACUGCCACGUUGGCAUUCUGGCAUUUUAUUGUAGCUCACAAUGUAUUUAAUUUCAAGACUUUUACAUUGAACAGCUUAAUACUAGAUGCACUUUUCAACAGAUAAUUCUUCUGUACAGGAGAAUUAAAUUUUAGGUGGUUUCUUUGUGUUUAUUAUUGGAAUGCAGCAGCGUCUUUCAAUAGCACAAAAUAAAUGCCAAUACUCACAAUAAAGCCUUUAAACUCACCAAAGUUGAACAGAGUAUGAGAUUUGCCUGAAAAAACAUGCAGGUACUUUAAAUGCUUACUUAUACUGGCAAGCAUAAUGAUCAUAUCCUCAAGACUGAACAAGGUGUGUGAAUAGGUAUUCAUUUGAAUUGUCCAUAACUGCAUUUAUAUUUAUGUAAAUUUUGUACACUUGCAUUCACUGUAAUUAAGUCACUACAUAGCAAGUUCCUGGUAAAUUACUUUUGAGAAGUGAUUCUGGGCUAGGCUACAUUCCAGUAUGUUCUGUACAUAAUGUAACUUGUAUAGUAAUAAUUUCCCUUGUAUUAUUUUGCAACAGUUGGUUAUACACCUGAUGUCCUUCCCGUUUUCUUUCUGCCAUUAAUGUCUUGUUGAAAGGGACAGGCUUUUAUAUUUUAAAAAGCAUGUUUGUUAAUAUUGUAAUUUACCUUGAUGUGUUUGGAGAUGUACCAUUCCGGUAUUCUUUGCCUAUCCAUUUUUUAAAUUGUGUUGCAUCAGUCUCUUUCCAUUUUGUGUAAAAUCGUUUGUGAUCAGUAUGAACCAUCAGAGCAGUGUCUGACUUUAUACAUGCAAAAAAACAUUUUUUACAUCUUUAAUUUUAUAGUUUUUAGAAAAUUUUCCAGUACUGUCUCAAAUGACAGUGCACAAACUCUACAUUACCUUUGUCUUUAGCCAUAUGCAUUUCCUUUCUGUAUUGCAGAACAGUUCAGUCCUAUUAAAUUUCUUUUUUAAUAUAAUUGUUGCAUUUAAAUUUAUUGUAUAGUACAUUUCAACUUUUGGCUUUUAAAAUUGUUACCUCUGUACCUGUUUCACUUUUUACUGCUUCCAUUAUGAGAUUGUAACCAUCUCAUCUUUAAGCAUUGGUUUAAGGCAGAGCAAUGUUUACUGUCAUUGGGAUGGUACACAGGUGUUAUAACAUUUUAUUUACUAUAUUCAGAGGAAAGAUACUAGAUGGGUAUUUAACUGUAGAUUUGAGAUUUCAGUAAAUCUUUAAUCAGUAUAAUGGCUUUUUACCAUACAGUAAAUAAACUAUGAUCUUGAAAGUG